Effrenium voratum is the source of this 495-nucleotide messenger RNA. The record is from the annotation of a GenBank genome assembly. NCBI's taxonomy places the organism in Eukaryota, Dinophyceae, Suessiales, Symbiodiniaceae.
AGCUGCAGCGGUGUAGGCGUAGGCGUAGAGUUUGGAAGGGCGCCAUGAGGUUAAUGACCCACAAUGUGCUGCAAUGCAACAAGAAGGGCGUGCAGAACGGGUUCCCACUCAUCAUCAAAGCCACGUCCAUGAAAUACGAGGAGACACCUUUCGACAAGAGCUUUGUGAGCGCCAUGAUCCCUAAGAUCGAGUACCAUGCACUACUCAAGGCGGUCUCCGAAGUUCAGCAGUGUCCAAACAUCGCGGGCAUGGACAAGCUUGGUUCCCUCCCAGUGCUGCCGCUGGCCAUGCCAGCAAACCCUGAUGAGGACGAGGACUUUCUGAGGAGGCUACAUACUGUACUCUUCGACCUUUCUAUGCUAGAGGGGGAGCUGGUUUGUCCAGAGUCAGGCCGAGUGUUUCCUGUAAAUGAUGGCAUCCCCAACAUGCUGCUCAACGAUGAUGAGGUGUAAGUCAUGUUGGGCCGACUUGUUAACGCACCGAGGGCCUCAGGGC